Lepisosteus oculatus (spotted gar) is the source of this 3165-nucleotide messenger RNA. Its product is annotated as RING finger protein 228. The record is from RefSeq and is a predicted model, not a curated record. Lineage: Eukaryota; Metazoa; Chordata; Actinopteri; Semionotiformes; Lepisosteidae. Gene Ontology annotation, molecular function: ubiquitin protein ligase activity. Gene Ontology annotation, biological process: protein ubiquitination.
UUUCCUCUAGGUACCUAUUGUUCUAUGUUCAAUCUAAUAUUUAUUGGUUUUCUGAUGUUGCUCUCCAGAGCGGCCAUCGAUGCGAAUUUAAAUCCUCCUAAUUGCAUUUUCUUAAUUAUAUUCCUAAGCAGAAAGCAAAGCAUAGCACAUCACGGGAGAUGGAAAAUAACAGAAGCAAAGUAACAUCUGAUAUCGGACUGAUUUUUAUUCAAUUUAAUAGAUGAUACGCAGUGUGCCGGAUCAAAAAAAAAAAAGAAAAACUAUUGAAUUAAAGCGUAAUUGAGAUGCUGAAGACACUGUGACGCUGAGAGGUCACUAGAUUGAGAAACAAGAGGAAUAUAUUCAGGUACAUAUGUGUUUAACGGUUCUGUUUCGGUGUUGUGCAUGUUUUUUUUUUACCUAAAAGGGGGACGCACUGUGCUGUUCAUGUGGAGCACCUCGUGCAACAUCAAUAAUUUAAUGUGAAUCACUGAAGUCUUUGUCUGAUAUCCUGGUCGUGGUGGUGGUAAGGAGUCUGUGAUUGCUUUUGAACGCACAAUAAACUGGGAUCUGCACAACCCGAGGAGACGAAGCAGCAGACUUCGUGCUGUGCCUGAACUACAGGCUCGGCUCAGCCUACUCGUAUAAUUCCUGCAUUAAAUUCACCGGCAUUACAUCAUCGGGUUUCCAUCCUGAGCGUCAAAGGAGCCUCGUUUAAUAUUUAACGGGACUGGAGGAUCAGAUCAGGAAGAGGGACAGUCAGACGGCUGGACACUGCACAAGACAAUCAUGGGAUUUAAAACAAUUGGAAGUGGCACUUAAAUAAAACAAAAGACCCCUAUCUGCACUGGAAGAGCUUCUGGAAAGAAAAAGAUGAUAUGGCUGAGGCGAACCCAGGAGUGAUCGAGGUACAGGGUGUUGCCUCUUACGAGGAGUAUGAGUGCAAAAUAUGCUACAAUUAUUUCGACCUGGAUCGCCGGGCGCCUAAAAUACUGGAGUGCUUGCAUACAUUUUGCGAAGAGUGCCUGACGACGUUGCACCUCAGGGAGGACAGACCGUGGCGUAUUAGCUGUCCGAUAUGCCGUCACAAGACGCCAGUACCGGAUUACCGGAUCCAGAAUUUGCCCAACAACACAAAGGUGACAGAGGCUUUCCCUCUGUAUAUCGAAGCGGACCCUUUGCCCCAAGACACUCUGCCCCCGCAGCCGCCGCCGCAGCACCCUGCGCUAACCCCGAGGACUGAGGAAAGCGCGGCGCAGACGGCGGCUGCAGCUCUCCCGCCCGCUACCCAUACCCCAGCCCGGUACGAGAGCUGCCAGAGCUGCAAGCGGGCCGCCCUGACCACGGGCUGCGUGUGCGUCGUUUUCUCUUUCCUCUCCAUGCUCGUGCUGCUCUUCAUGGGUCUGAUCUUUGUUCACAAUUACAACAACCCCCCCUCGCCCAUAGGCCCCAUCUGUCUGUCCGUCGCCAGCAUCUUAGCCAUGUUUUCUGUGGUCGUCACGUGGGUGAUCUGCUGGUUGAAGUACAGACCAGAGCAGGAAAACAACCGGUCGUCGACAUCCAAUUCCAACAGGAGGAAUACUUAGGACCCUUUGUGUCUGUGCACAUCUCAUUCUGCAGAGCAGAACUUACAAUAUGGCAUUUUAUUCAAUCUUAAAAUAAUAAUAUGACGCUGGAUCUAUAGCCCAGCCGAUAAUUUUAUUAAUGCCUCCAAAUAGUUCUGAUUUUGUUGACUGUGAUUUUAUUUUGCCGAUACCUGACCUCUUGACUGCCCACAGGACGUCAUUAUUCCUGCUUUUAUUUUCAUUGUUAUUUGACACUUGAUCUGAAGGGCACCGUGUCUGCGUUUUAUUUUUAAUUCCGUGAAUCACGUGUAUUGUUCUUAUUCUAACAAUAUUUUUUUUUCUAAAUCUGAGGUAGAAAUUCGAUCAUCCAGUUCUUGAACAAAACAAACAACAUCCAAAGAUGUGUAAUGAUCGCGAAUCCAUGCUUACUUAAAGUUAUUACUCAGUGAGCAUGGGCUCGAACAGGGAAAAGAGGAAAAUACCCAGCAAGCAGCUGAAUUGGACAUAAUGUGGCAAUACGGGGCAAACUUGAUAUAUGCACAUACUCUCAAUCUUAACAUGGUUUGGUCGACUUUCUAAACUGAAAUUAUUUGCGAUGUAUUGAUGCUUGCAAUGAUUUUUUUCUAUGUAUGGUACUUGGUCUAGAUGUGAUGAAAUGUCUGCCCUUUGUAUGCUGUUUUUUAUCUGGGCUGAAGUAGUUGAAAGGAUGCGGCUAAUAGCACAAAGGCAAAUAUUUACACAAGCAAAAGACCUGCACUGAAUCACGGCUUCAAAACCCAAGUGUUGCUGAAUGUCACUACUUUUAUCAUACACCUCCAAGGUGUUAAUUCACUAUAGCACACUGAUAAUUCACUAUAGCACACUUGGAAAUGUAAUCACAUUGCAGUGUUCCUCACAAACGUGGGUCUGCAACAGAAGUACAGUGUAUGCCUGCACUAAGUAUGUUAAUGAACUAUGAAGGCUUUUAAGAUUAAAAUAGUUGGCCUUAAUGGUUUUGGACUGGAUUUCCUUAAAAAAAAACUUUUGUUAAAGGUUACUGGAGUGAAAUGAUUCUGCCACGAUUUAAAAUGUACAUCUGGCCGGGGAAUGACAAAGCAGUGUUUUGCAAGAUGGGUAUACAGUGUAAAUCUUAAACGCAUUUCUGUUGUUAUUGUUUAGGGAAUAUACAAUGUAGCUACUCACAUAAUUGUAAACUAUGUGGUGUUUAUACAAAGCCAGAUUUAAAUAAAAAUAAUGCAGCAUUUAUGGUUGUUCUCCAUGUGACUUAAAACAGUAGUAGUAGCACCCGUUGCUUCACUGUAAAUGAUACUGCAUCAUGGUCUCUAGAGCAAGAAUUUAUUUCAAAGUCUUUUUACACAAUUCUGUCAGUGACAUUAAGCUUUUAUGUUCUGUGACAUGAUCUGUGCUGGGUACACAGCAAAGGAGGAAAGAAGAGAGAAUGUUUAUGGAUAUGUUUUAACGUUUUUUUUGUCCUUUCUAUAAAUGGAGUUCUAGUAGAAAUCUAUUUUUGCAAUCUUUUUUUAUUUCACAGUAUGGGCUGGAUUUGUUUACUCAACUGGAAUUAUCUGCACAAUUCUUUUGAUUGUUGAAUACUGUAUCCAAAUAAAAUGAGAUUUCUCGA